Messenger RNA from Paramormyrops kingsleyae, 2797 nucleotides. RefSeq names its product multiple inositol-polyphosphate phosphatase 1b (gene minpp1b). Gene Ontology annotation, molecular function: inositol phosphate phosphatase activity; acid phosphatase activity. The record is from RefSeq and is a predicted model, not a curated record. NCBI's taxonomy places the organism in Eukaryota, Metazoa, Chordata, Actinopteri, Osteoglossiformes, Mormyridae.
AGAAACCCCAUUUGGGUUGAUUAUUGCAUUCAGGGUUGCCAACUCACGCCAGAAAUCUUACGGCAAAUCAAUAUUAUUCCGUUGUAAAUGUAACAGCUACAUCAGAAGCGCUGGGGUGAUUUGCAAACCCUACACUAUUGUUAAGGCAAUCAAACUGUUAUACACGUGUUCAGACUCGUCUCGAAUUUAAAAUCUCACGCCAGCCAGCUGAUCAAAGUUGACAACCAUGUGCAUUUUGGACGACCGUUUUAAACAUUAAAGUAAAGAAAGGAUGUGUAUACUCCGAGUUUUGGGAAGCCGUGCUUUUAAAACAGCGAUCUUUCCCGGGAACUUGGGAACCCAGGGUUAGUUUUCAGUUGGCCGCCUUCAGAUGUUUGGGUUCAAAGGUCGGAGUAGAAACAAAUCCAGCAUGCAGAAACUGUGAGCGGCACUAACUUCCGUGUUUUGAUUUCGGUACCGCAGUAGAAAGAACGAAAAGAAUAUAAAAUACUUAGGAAAAUGAGAGAAGUUGUAUCCAGAGGUCUGGUUUUUACAGCCUUCAGCAUCUCCAUAGCUCGUUUUUAUUCUUGCUGUGUCGGCAGCUCCCAAGUUGAUGGUCCUAAUAUACCCGAUAUUGCGAAGCGUUUUGGUACCAAAGGCCGUUAUGAAGAAGUGAAUCCGUAUCUUCUCGCCGACAUAUUGGCUGUCAACAAAACUGUUUUGAAACCGCCGCCUGGAUGCGACGCAGUGCACCUCACUGUAAUCAUUAGGCAUGGUACACGAUUUCCGACGAAAAAGAACGUGAUAAAAAUGCACAACAUUUACAAUCUUGUUAUGGCAGAGGCGAAGAGCAAUGCAGGAUGGCUGCAUGAGAUCAAAAGUAAAUGGCAGAUGUGGUACAAAGAGGAGAUGGAUGGUCGCAUCGUGGAAAAAGGCCGAGACGAUCACAAGCAUCUGGCCGUCAGAUUAGCCACCGCUUUCCCGUCGUUAUUCUCUGAAGGAAACUUGAGAGGCAACCGCAUCAAGUUCAUCACCAGCUCGAAACACCGGUGUGUGGACAGCAUCGUUGCUUUCCAGGAAGGCCUGCAGAGACUCUGGGAUGUCAGAGACGUGGAUUUCAGUCAUGAGGUCAAUGAUAACCUGAUGAGAUUCUUCGAUCACUGUAGAAAAUUUAUUGAAGAUGUGGAAAACAAUGAGUCUGCCCUUAAAGAGGUGGAUCUGUUCAAGUCCUCAGCAGAGAUGAAGCUGGUCCAGGAAAAGAUGGCUGACCGCCUGCAGGUUCCACAGAGUCAUAUCACACCAGAUAUGGCUGAGGCUGCUUUCUUCUUGUGUGCCUACGAACUUGCCAUUAAAUCUGAGAAUUCUGCUUGGUGCAACCUGUUCGACGAAUCCGACGCCCAGGUGCUGGAAUAUAAAAACGAUCUGAAGCAGUACUGGAAAAGGGGCUAUGGCUACGACAUCAACCGCAAAUCCAGUUGCACUCUCUUUCACGACAUCUUCACUCGUUUGAACCAGGCUGCUAAUGAAAUCAGGUCAGGUGACGUGACGGAGCCCGUAGCGGUUCAGGUGGGCCAUGCGGAGACCCUCCUGCCCCUGCUCUCACUCAUGAAUCUUUUCAAGGUGGAAACGCCCUUAACCGCAGCGAACUUUGCCGAGCAGCACGACCGCACGUUCCUCACCAGCCGCAUGGUGCCCUACGCCGCCAACCUGGCCUUCGUGCUGUACAGCUGCAGCGAGGGCCCGCGACUGCAGCUCGUCCUUAACGAGAGGCCCCUGGCCUUCCCCGGGAUCAGCGACCCGGUGCCGCUCUUCCGGGACGUCAAAGAGCAGUAUGGAGAGCUGCUGAGCGGCUGCGAUUUCGACAAGGAGUGCGAGUUGCCGCCCUCCAACUGCAGCAAAUGCUCCGAACUGUGACCUGCGAUCUGCAGGAGGCAGUAUUGAUACCACUCAUGUUUAGGCUUGGAAAUCCCAAAUCGUAUAUAUGGUGUGACAUGCUUUAAUACGGCUGCUGGAGCUGAUGAUUUUUAAUGAACUGUCUGCUUUCAGUACAUAUUCUUUUCAUGAAAUUGUUCAUAAUUCACAAUGCUUCUUUCACCAAGCUACUAAUGACCAAAUCUCCAAACUUGAAUACCCUCCCCACAAAUGCACAGACACAGAUAAAUGUCUACCUCCUGAAAAUAUGCCUUUUUAUGUAGUGUUUGAAACUGGGACCUUUUGCUUUAUAUUUAUAAUAAUGUGUAAUCUGAGGCCAGAGGUAGCGCUAGACAUUUUGGGCCCCAUGAAAGCAUAUCAUAUUGGGCCCCCAGACCAGUCCAGUUAUGAUCCAAAUUUUUCUAGCGCCCAUCACUCGGGGAAUGGUCCUAAAUUCCCUCCCCCUUUACGGUACCCCUGUCUGAGCGGGCACCUGUGUUGUGUGGGUUCCAGAGUCACAGUUAGGCUGGCUGGUGUCUCUGAAUUGCCCGUAUUGUGAGUGUGUGAAUGUAUGUACCCCCACACCCGUCCAUAACACUGACCAGGAUUGGUGGGUGGAUGGAUGGACGAUGUAAUCUGAGCAAAAAGUCUAGAAAUACGUUUAAGAACAAUGUACUGAAAUGAAUAGGUUUUUUUAAAACUAGAGUUCCCUGCUUUCCAACUUCCAUACUGUAUCUUUUGAUUGACUGAUUUGUUCAGGAACAUUUAAAAAACGCUCUAUUUUAUCCAACAGUACGGGGCUUUGAGGUCAUACUUUAAGUUAAUUCAUGGUGUUUUUUCAGCGCAUAUGUGAUUCUUGUAUAUAAUGUGCUACUUGUUUAACAAAUAAAAUUACUUGUAAAGACGA